AUGAAAGCAGACUCUUGGCUUGAAUUCAAAAACUCUGAACUUUUUUUUUCCAUGAACAAUUUUCAUGAAAAUUCUAUCAACCGAAGGUUAUUAAGUGGAAAUCCAAAGUUUCUCUGUGGUGAAAUACAACCCAAUGAACUAGUUCAUGUUGAGCAAGAAAUUCUCUUUGAAGCUAACAGGAAGAACAUGACGACUGAAAUAUUGCACAAUUUUCCUGUUCGUGUUACAAGAAAAAAUUUGUAG
Clunio marinus is the source of this 243-nucleotide messenger RNA. The record is from the annotation of a GenBank genome assembly. NCBI's taxonomy places the organism in Eukaryota, Metazoa, Arthropoda, Insecta, Diptera, Chironomidae.